Prunus armeniaca (apricot) is the source of this 252-nucleotide messenger RNA. Lineage: Eukaryota; Viridiplantae; Streptophyta; Magnoliopsida; Rosales; Rosaceae. The record is from the annotation of a GenBank genome assembly.
AUGGAGGUAGCUAGUUGGAUAGGAGAGAGGCGUGGGCUUGGAGAAGGAUUGGGGUCUGGUGUGGGACCUAGGCCGAAAGUCACAUGUGGGCCUGAAGGGAGGCUCGGGUCUGAAGUGAGGCGCGGGCUUGGAGAAGAAGGUUGUGGGUCACCAGAAGGAGGCUAUGGGCCUGGAGAAGAUGACGGGCCUGGAGAGGAAGGCAAGGAGAUCAAUGGUGGUGGUUGCCCAGCAGGGGCAAAAGGUGGAGGUUGA